UGGGCAGGAACCCGUGAGCCCCCACCGCCGUGUGCCGGGUUGGGUCGUGGUCGAUGCCUUCCGUUCCCGCCGCCGCAGGCCCGCGGGGCGCCGGGCCUGUGCUCAGCUCACCCCACGCCCCAGACUUCUCCACCCAGGUGAACUCCUCGUCCCUCAGCUCGCCGACGGGCCGAGGCUCCAUGGCUGCCCCCUCGCUGCACCCCUCCCUGGGCCCGGGCAUCGGUUCCUCUCUCGGCUCCCCGGGACAGCUGCACUCGCCCAUCAGCACCCUGAGCUCCCCCAUCAACGGCAUGGGCCCGCCCUUCUCCGUCAUCAGCUCCCCCAUGGGCCCCCACUCCAUGUCAGUGCCCACCACGCCUGCCCUGGGCUUCGGCACGGGCAGCCCCCAGCUCAGCUCACCCAUGAACCCCGUCAGCAGCAGCGAGGACAUCAAGCCCCCCCUCGGCCUCAAUGGUGUCCUCAAAGUCCCGGCCCACCCCUCAGGGAACAUGGCGUCCUUCACCAAGCACAUCUGUGCCAUCUGUGGGGACCGCUCCUCAGGCAAGCACUACGGGGUCUACAGCUGUGAGGGCUGCAAAGGCUUCUUCAAGCGGACGGUGCGCAAGGACCUGACCUACACCUGCCGGGACAACAAGGACUGCCUGAUCGACAAGCGGCAGCGGAACCGCUGUCAGUACUGCCGCUACCAGAAGUGCCUGGCCAUGGGCAUGAAGCGGGAAGCCGUGCAGGAGGAGAGGCAGCGGGGCAAGGACAGGAACGAGAGCGAGGUGGAGUCCACGAGCAGCGCCAACGAGGACAUGCCGGUGGAGAAGAUUCUGGAGGCGGAGCUGGCUGUCGAGCCCAAGACCGAGACGUAUGUGGACGCAAACAUGGGGCUGAACCCCAACUCGCCCAACGACCCCGUCACCAACAUCUGUCAGGCCGCGGACAAGCAGCUCUUCACGCUGGUCGAGUGGGCCAAGCGGGUCCCGCACUUCUCUGAGCUGCCCUUGGACGACCAGGUCAUCCUGCUGAGGGCAGGCUGGAACGAGCUGCUCAUUGCCUCCUUCUCCCACCGGUCCAUCACCGUGAAGGACGGGAUCCUCCUGGCCACCGGGCUGCACGUCCACCGGAACAGCGCCCACAGCGCAGGCGUGGGCGCCAUCUUUGACAGGGUGUUGACGGAGCUCGUGUCCAAGAUGCGGGACAUGCAGAUGGACAAGACGGAGCUCGGCUGCCUGCGCGCCAUCGUCCUCUUCAACCCCGACUCCAAGGGGCUCUCGAACCCGGCAGAGGUGGAGGCGCUGCGAGAGAAGGUGUACGCGUCCCUGGAGGCCUACUGCAAGCACAAGUACCCAGAGCAGCCGGGAAGGUUCGCCAAGCUGCUGCUGCGCCUGCCGGCCCUGCGCUCGAUCGGCCUCAAGUGCCUGGAACAUCUCUUCUUCUUCAAGCUCAUCGGGGACACGCCCAUCGACACCUUCCUCAUGGAGAUGCUGGAAGCCCCCCACCAAAUGACUUAGGCCCGCCAGCCCGUCCUUCGCACCCGCCCCCCGGCCUGGCCGCUCCCGCCCGGCCGCCAGCUGCUCUUCUCCGCCGAGCCCCGUUCCCUGCCCCUUCCCUGCCUGGCCUCUGCGGACAUGGGGAUGCAGCCUGCUAAGCCUCCGUGUUGCCACCUCGCUGUUCCCAGCGCUGCGCGUGCAGGAAGCCGGGUCCCAGCUUUCCUGGGGUAGCGGGGCCAGCUCUCUGGGCCGCAGGCCCACCCCUGGGUGCCCCCUGCCGGUGUGCCCCACCCAGGCUCAGGAGCAGGGGGACAAAGACUCCACCUGCCCCCCAGCAAGGCGAGGGAGGCUCUGGGGUGAGCCAGCUUCCCUCGACGUGAAGGGUGAGCGGCCCCUUUUCCAAAGAUGACUUGCCGUGUCACCCCCAAGCCGAGCAGGACAGGAGCUGCUCCAGCAGGGUUCCAGGGCCCUCUCAAGGCUUCAGGGCUUGGGGUCACCCGCCUCCCCGCCGACCUUUCUCUUCAAGUCACCGCUUCAGCUUCUCCCCCUGCAUCGCCGUACGCAAGCUGGGGCGAGCAGACCCUGUGUGCAGCCCGGCCUCAGUUCUGUCCAUGGGUUUAGUCUGGGCAGAGGGGCAGGCCAGCCCCCGUCUCUGCAGGAUGAGCCCACUAACCGGCCUUCCCCAAGUCCAGGGCCAUGCUGACCUGUCGAGGGCAGAGGUUGGAGGCAGGAGGGUGCUUUGUCCAGGGGGGUCUUCAGGCAGUUGGAGGGAGCCAGGGGCCCCCCGGGGCACGUGGAGCCAGAAGGCCUCCUGGGCAGGGAAGGCCAGUGGG
Molecule: messenger RNA, 2311 nt
Organism: Mustela erminea (ermine)
Lineage: Eukaryota; Metazoa; Chordata; Mammalia; Carnivora; Mustelidae
Gene: RXRA
Product: retinoid X receptor alpha
Exons: 13
Coding region: 54-1499 (481 amino acids)
Biological process (GO): positive regulation of transcription by RNA polymerase II; cell differentiation; negative regulation of transcription by RNA polymerase II
Cellular component (GO): RNA polymerase II transcription regulator complex; nucleus
Molecular function (GO): retinoic acid-responsive element binding; zinc ion binding; nuclear steroid receptor activity
Source: RefSeq, a predicted model, not a curated record